Messenger RNA from Varroa destructor (honeybee mite), 6980 nucleotides. RefSeq lists its product as uncharacterized. The record is from RefSeq and is a predicted model, not a curated record. Gene Ontology annotation, cellular component: nucleus. Gene Ontology annotation, biological process: positive regulation of DNA-templated transcription. Gene Ontology annotation, molecular function: double-stranded telomeric DNA binding. Lineage: Eukaryota; Metazoa; Arthropoda; Arachnida; Mesostigmata; Varroidae.
GUGUGCUUUGUUUGCAUCGGCGUCGCGGGCACGGGAGCGCUCUGCGACGGGUCGGGCCGCUACCGCCAGUGAACUGGAUUGAUUGGAAAGUAACUCCAUUGGAACAUACUUUGGAAACGCGUCAGCCCAUUGUUGUUGUUGUUAUUGUUGUUCUUUGCGUCGUUGUUGUUGAUGGCAGUAGAAAGAAAGAAGUUUGUCGCAAAAAAAGUUUGUCGCGACAAAAGACCUAGAGAGAAAAGAACGUUCAUCUGUCUGAAUCUUGCGCGGGUUUUUUUCGGCGGGUGCAGCGCCGAAUACAGUGCUAACAUCAGAAAGUGCUUCUGAAGUUGAAAGUGCUAAUAAAAGUGGUUACUAAGCCAAUUGAAAAGGAUUAGAUCCGAAGUAGAAAGCGGGCGGGCGAGCGAGCGAGCGAGCGAGAGAGAGAGAGAGAGAGAGAGAGAGAGGGAGAGAAACGAGCGAGAGAGUGAGAGAGAGAGAGAGAGCGAGGAGCUAGGAGCUAGAGUUAGAAGAGUACGUGACAAGCACGUUGGCGUUGCAUGACGGCUCUGUGCAUUAUUUCCUUGCCUAGUCAUAAGCAGGCAAACAAAGGCGGAGUAAGGAGCAGAAUAUGUUGUCCGUCUAUGCAACAGGGACAAAUGCUAGACGAAACGAAGCCAAAGUGUAGGUUGAUCAGGGAGCUUUUAGUCGAUAAAGGAAGAUCAACAACAGGAGUCUCGUUGUCUUCAGGUUGUGACUGAUUUGGACUUUUCUCAUCUGUCGUGUUGAUACGGCGUGGUUGGUAGUCUUCUAGUUCGAUCAGACGGGGGCUGCUCACGGGCAUCCACGCUGCCGCGGUGGUGUGGUGUUGACAAAUACACAAUGGCAGUGACGAUAACGAUGCUACUAAUGCCGGUCAAUUCUGGCGCCAGUCCCCGUUGAAAGAACUGGAAGAGAAGGAGCUGGGUGCCGUUGACUCGGCGGGCCUGCCAGAGGACAUAGGCAGCCUGGGCCGAUAGCGGCACGGAGUGUGUUCAUACUCGGACAAGUGACAGACAGACAAGUAAAGCAGACUAACCGAAGGCAACGAGAAUGACAAGUCAGGUGUGAAAGCUAUGACGAAAAAAUAGAAAAAAGAGGGGCAAAGAAAGAGAAAAUUGGAAAAGGUUUUUUGUGUGUGUGUGUGGUACAAAAAAGGAGAGAAAACGAAAGGCCAAGAAAAACCAGCGCAAACGCUGCUGGUUGAAGGAAAGAGACGAGGCUGAGUUGAUGGAUCUGUCACGCUGUUCGGUGUUCUCCUGAUCUCUGCACUGAUCCUCGUAACGUGUAUAUUGUAGUAUUUCGUCUAAACGUAAAUAUAUACGUAAAUAUACAUAGUCAGGUGAAACAGACGACGUCGGAGAGCACGAGGCUGACAGUUGAGGAGUGGUUAAAAACUGGUAGUUCACUGGAAGUGGCCCCGCGCGUCGCGGAUAUAUCUCGAGUAAACAUCUCGGCCGUGGAUGCUGCUACGGCCAUGUUGACUUUAAUCUAAAGUCAAUUUGCUCUGGCGGAUUAAAGCUAGCGUGGAAUGGCGUGAGUAGCGAUCUCUCAAGGUGUAGAAGAGCCGGCCGAGAUGUAAGCCCCCGAAACUAGCCGUACCGGGCUGGCUGCGUUCGAUUGAGACUUCUGGAUUUGAUUGAGGCGUGGUGUACGCAAAAUUGUACAGUAAUGAAGUCGUAGUUGAGAUCUAGUGGACAUCGUGAGGACCGCGGUAACAGGUCGCGGACCGCAAGGCAAGGACGGAGACGAGGUCGAAGGGUGUGAAGCGGCAUGAAGCGUGAGGUGAUGGACAAAAUGAGAGAAAGAAUGACUGCUUUAUUCACGAUAGAGCAGUUCGAGUUAGUACGAAGGCUUCGGGCUUCGGGUAUGACGAAAGACCAGGUCGCUUUAGCGUUUGACAAGUUUGACCAACUGGAGUGGGACCUUCAGGUUGGUGGGAGCCUCUUGCGGAAUUCCGGUGGAAGAGUAAACAGUGUGGCAUCGAGCAGUCCACCUCAGGUUAAUGGAGGUCGGACACCGCUUCACGUCAGGGAUCAAGAAAGAAAUACCUCCUCUGAAAAAGAACAUUCUCACGCGCCCCAUCACCAUCCGAACGGAAAUGGAACAAAUGGCGAACAAAACGGUCGACCAAAGUCAUCUGCGCAAAGCGCUUGCAGUGUUUCCUCAAAUGAGGAUAGCUCGGCAACGGAAGGCCGCGAGCAGAUGACGCCCCCCUUGCAAUUGACGCUAGCGCCUCCGCACAAAUCGCCCCCACCUCAUCGGGCCUCAACGGAUAGUAGCACGUCAUUGCUACCCCCGGUAUUAACGCCGUCCGAAACUGAUCGGGAAAACCUCCAGGCGGCAGCCGCUUUGAUGGCCUCGUGGCCUCUUAUGGCACCGACACCCAGUCACGGACCGCCCCUAACACCUAAUGGUAACGGUUCCACACCCAAUGGCCACCUCGGCGUUGUCCCGCUUCAAGCACCAAUGUCACGCGCCGCAAGCUUAAGCGUCUCUGGUGAAAGUACUGGUACUAUGGCCCCUUAUUUGCCCGAAGACUAUUGUCCGCCGGACGUCGAAGAAUUAAAACGAAAGGGCGAGGAAGCACUGCUCAGUGAAAUUCGCAAUUUUGUUAUGCGCUAUAAUAUCAAGCAGACGAUGAUCGCCGAAAUGACGAAAAUGUCGCAAGCUUACGUGAGCCGAUUUUUCCGUGGAGACAUUGCCGACAUGUCGGAGCGAACGAAAAACACCUUCUACAUGUGGUACCUCACGUGCAAGAACAACCCGUGGAAGCUCGGUAAGUCUCCCCCUCAUCCAGGCGUGAAGCGCAUGGUCAGCGAAAAUGGUGACCUGAUCCCCCUGAAACGCGAGCGGUUUACCUUUAAAAGUGCCCAUCUAGCGGUAUUGGAACGGUACUACGAGCGUGAUCCGUACCCUGAUGCGCAGACUCGUGAGCAGAUUGUCGAGGAGUGUAAUGUUGCUGUCGAACGACCGGAUCGUCCGUUAGCCGACCGUGAAAAAGUUACCCUACCAGUGGUGAACAAUUGGUUUAAUAAUCGUAGGAAAGAGGCCAAAAAACAACUUCGACAACAACACGCAGCGAUGGCUGCGGCAGCAGCCGCACAACAGGAAUCUCCGCCACCUCCAGCUUUCGCAGCACUGCAACAGCAGCUGGGUUGGCAACUUAUUCAGAGUUCGGCAUUGGCAAUAGCAGGAGCCGCUGGCCAAUCUGGUUCGCCCCCUCCCCAAACGCAGCCCGGAAUAUCGCUGCCGAAUCACCCUGGCCUAGCCGGCAUGGCCGCGCUCGCCGCGGCGCCCCACAGUGUGUCGGCGAUGGAAGACGAUGAUGACGACUCUCGGGGCAGCUACUCGAUCCCGGAGGAGACGAUGGCUAUCGACUUCAGCGAAGGCGGGGCUGCGGCUAGGGAGAAUCGCGAAAGUCGAGAUUCUGCAAGCACCACGCCAGCAAAUACCAACCUUUCUUGCAACGAACUUAGCAUCAAGCAGGAAGCGGUGUCGUAAACGAAAGAUGCAUGAGCAACGGUGCAAUGCUCGGCGUGGCGGUAGCAGUAAGUGACCCAUCCCGAGAUGACAAUGCUGUCUUGGUAUGCUGUUGAACUCAGUAGCAAGUACUGCUGCUGCUGCCGCUGCAGCCUGUGACUGUGAGUAAAGAAUAGACCCUUGUAUAUAGAAUUGAAAAAAUCUACAAAUCAAGACUAUGGACCUGUAAACCGAUUCGCUGCCGAAGAUGUCGGAACAAAGAGGAACAAAAUGAUAAUGGUGAAUAUAUAGAAGAUACGAAGAUGCGGAAGGGAUACGUGAAUCCGAUGAACGGACUCUGCUAGGACGAUGACGAACGGAGCCAAAAAAACUCUAUGUGAAUGAAGACGUUUGUGGCAAAAUUGACUGAACUGAGUAAGCGGAAAAUGAGGAACUAAGAGGGAAAAAGGGGGCGCGAAACAAGCAAAUAGAAAGGCUCAAAAGAUAAUGAACGACGGAUCCAAGUUAGGCCAUGUGUUCAGCUGGUUCAAAUGAUAGAUAGACUUUGAUAAUGACAAUGAUGAUGAUGGUAAUGGCGGUGAUGAUGAAAGAGCGCGUGGAAAAACGAGGAGCGAGCAAGUUACUGUGUAGAGAGAUCAAUCAAUAAGAUUUCACGGUAUAUGCUAAGAGAAACUGAAGGAAAAUAGAAGCUACAGCAAGAUAUGAUAACGAAUGACUGGAAUGCCAUGCUCAAUAUUGCACGACCAAUGAAGAAAGGACUUUAUUGAAGAGCUGAAAGAAACUUUGCGAAGGUUCUCGAUUGGUUUAGCUUCCAUCCCUAGAAACGGGAUGGGCUCAUUGCAAAAGAGGCCAACUGAGGUGGAUUUUUGUUACUAUGAGUAUUUGUCGAAAAUGAACAACGCAGAUCACCAAACUCGAUAGAGACACCUUUUUGAAGAAUGGUAAUAGCAGAAGACUAUAGAGAGUGUGCAUUGAAGUCUAGCGGUUCCCACAGUUUGAUGGCAAUUCAAAUUGAACAUCUACGUCUCAUAAUGACAAUAACAACAAUAACCGGAGAAAGCAUGAAACAGUACUAAUAUCGCUGUCUAGAGUCGAAACGUACCUCUAUUUGUCAGAGUUUUGAGCACAAGUAACGAUAGUUUUUUCGUCCUAAAGAUGCCAGAAAAGCUAUUUCUCUAAAAUGGUAUAACUUGAUUCUGAGCAAAUGGAGUACAAUGAAGGUGCUCGCUAAUUUUCGCAAACACGACAGACGUUGCUAAUGUACGCCUCCCCCUAUACGUGCAAAUGGUCUGUGAACAAACCUGCGUCUUUGUGGGGUCUGCUAACGAACAACUUUUCGGCCAUCUCGGCUGUUAAACCAUGUAAACUUCUGACAAACCGGAAAAAGGCGUUCAUCAGACGGAAUAUAAAAUACAAUGGAACAAAAAGCGCAAGAAAUCAAACGUCCAUAGUGACUUCUACGAUUGUCUUUUUUAGAUUAUUUAUAUAUAUAUACAUAUAUAUAUAUAUAUAUACAUAUUCGAUUUGGGUGAGAGCGAAAAACAAAGUAAGAAAUGUAACUAAGCGAAAGAGAGCAAGAAACAUGAAUAAGAAGAGAUAGAGUUUAUGAAGAAGACUAUUUGAUAAAGAAACAAAGAAAAUUGUUUGUACAAUUACUUGGAACUGUAGUUGCUUCUACUGCGGUGUCGGAAGGUUAAAGGUCGCUAAUUAAACGAGAAAGCGGAAAUGUAAGCCAUAUCGAAAACCAGUCCUGAGAUCAUAUUGUUCUAAUUUGCGCGUGCAAGCCUUUUGUUUGUCAGGACGAACGUAGAGUAAAAAACGGUGGAAUUUCGAUAAAGAAAAAAGGCCAUAUGCGUCUCGCCUUCUGCCUUCUAUCUUUCUCUCUCUCUCUCUCUCUCUCUCUAUAUAUAUAUAUAUAUAUAUAUAUAUAUAUAUAUAUAUAUAUAUAUAUCGUAUGAGGUGACAAAGUAAUAGUCCCUUACGAGGUAGAUGGGGGCAAAGGAGGGAAGGAGGGAAAAAACUAAAAUCCCGGAAGAGUGGCGACCAUGAAGCGUGGCACGCCUAAGGAAAGCUGGAAAUUGUAUUAGAUAUGAAGAAGAAGACACUUCAGAACGAGAACAAGCACCAUAUUUAGGAGGAGGAAAUAUGGUGCUUGACGACGAAUUGAGUAAUGAGUCACCCUAGAGAUCGAUAUGGCACGUAAAGGCAUCGUUUAACCGACUGCAUUACGAUCCAAUUGAAACCUUCUCAUAACUAGGCUUCAUAAGCGUAUACCCCUCAUUUUGAUCGACAAAUUUCGAUAGUGGUUGAAUAUUUUUGUACAAAAAAAUGAUGUUCAGCACGAAGGGAAAAAAACAUGAGAUAAAAAGCGAGUAAAAAAGAGCUCGACAUGCUAAUUAAAACUUAUUACUUACUAGAGACACAUGAAGAAUAUACGAAGUUACACAACAAAAACAAAUCCCUCGAAUGGACCACGACUAGAGGAGCGCACGCAUACAUGGGUAGAUCGAUUGUUAGCGAUUAGAGAUUUCUAUCGGAGAAUUCCCACGGCCAAUCAGCCACUUAAACGAAUGAUAGGAUAAUUCCUUGAUUAUCAAUAGCCAUUGUAUUGUAUAUAACUUACUUAACUGGCUGCAAAACCAUUUAUCUAUAACCGUCUUUCUUGUUUCACCGGAGUGUCGCAGAAGCUCUAAAAAACACCAAAGUCAUCCAUUGACAUUCGACAAACUACAAAGCUGUCUUGUUUUUGUGUCGAUCUUAACCACGAAACGGUAUUGAGUCGCAAAAAAUGACUACUAGGAAACCUGUUUCCGUAAUCACAGAACGUUUCGUCAUGUAUACAUCUUCACGUACUCAAUCCUUAUGCCCACAUUGCACCCGUUGUAUAAUGAUUCCCUCAACAUCUUCGAGUACCCCGUUGCCGAUGCGCUUCAUAACAGAAAAUCCACUUCCAAGAAAGAAAAGCAAGUCUUUGCGCACAAAGAUAACAACCCGUACCCACUCUUGCACUCCUCAUGUUCAUAAGCUCUUUGUGUACCUCUUCAUUGUAUUUUUGGCCUUUAAAGAUUUCGAUUCCCCCGCCCUGAACAGCUGAUAAAAGUCAAGAUUGACUUCCACAGCCACAGAGAGCUUAAUUUUGAUCAUCUUUAAAUGAGUUGUUAACAGGCCUCCUUACGUACGCUUUCUCCAUUAACCAUGCCUUCACUAGUGGAAUGGGAAUAGAUCUGUGAACUCUGCGUUGACGUUUUCGUUACUGAAUAUUAUCAGAAGAAGAUUGAUGUCGACAAGAUAUAACGUCUUUUUUAUUGUACUCGUUCACGUUGGGUUAUUUUAUCUGGUCUCUUUUAAUGUUUUUGCCACUUAAUGCCCUUACGUAGUAAUUAUGUCCUUCGCGUUAAACUAGUUAUUAAGUAUUUUUUUAAUCAGCAAUUACUCAAUCGUUAAUGUUGCAGUUUCAUUUAACCAUGUAAGUUACUUUAUAU